Messenger RNA from Engraulis encrasicolus (European anchovy), 1497 nucleotides. RefSeq names its product methionyl aminopeptidase type 1D (mitochondrial) (gene metap1d). Gene Ontology annotation, cellular component: mitochondrion. The record is from RefSeq and is a predicted model, not a curated record. Gene Ontology annotation, molecular function: metalloaminopeptidase activity. Gene Ontology annotation, biological process: proteolysis. The coding region runs from base 54 to 1169 and encodes 371 amino acids. NCBI's taxonomy places the organism in Eukaryota, Metazoa, Chordata, Actinopteri, Clupeiformes, Engraulidae. The transcript has 10 exons.
GCUCCAAGCACGGAAUGCGGUGAUCACGUGGUCUUCCGUGACAGCUAGCAAACAUGGCGACACCCGUGGCAGCGAAGUGGUCAUGUAAUUCAGCUUGGCCCGCGUUGCUGCGUAGGGGGUCAUGUCGGCGGAUGUGGACGACGUGGAUGUCGUCCUCGUCCUCCUCCUCCUCCUCCUCUUCCUUCUCCUGCCCCCGGCACCUCCACCACCUCCACCCCCAGCUCCUCCAGCCUCCUCUGCUGGCCACAGCUGGCCCCCUGGGCCCCCCGCGCCGACACUUCUUCUGGAGGAGGUGGCGCAGCAGCUCGCACAAUGUGGUGCGCCCCGCUGUGGUGCGACCGGCCUACGCCGUGCCCAAGCACAUCCAGAGGCCAGACUACGUGGGCCGCAGUAAAGUGCCCGAGUGGGACGACUACAUCGAGAUUAAAGACGAAGAGCAGAUCGAGGGCCUGAGGAGGGCCUGCCAACUCGCACGACGCAUACUGCUGCUCGCCGGGAAGAGCUUAAAGGUUGGCAUGACGACGGAUGAGAUCGACUUUAUAGUGCACCAGGAGACGAUCCGCCACAACGCCUACCCAUCCCCCCUCCACUACGGGGGCUUCCCCAAGUCCGUCUGUACCUCCGUCAACAACGUGGUGUGUCACGGCAUACCAGACAGCCGGCGGCUUCAGGACGGCGACAUCAUCAAUAUCGAUGUGACUGUUUACCUGGAGGGUUACCAUGGUGACACUUCGGAGACGUUUCUGAUUGGCUGUGUGGACGAGGGUGGCCGGAAGCUGGUGGAGGUGGCCAGGAGAUGUCGUGAUGAAGCCAUCGCGGCCUGCAGACCCGGCCAGCCCCUCUGCGUCAUCGGCAACACCAUCAGUAAAGUUGCCAAUUCCCAUGGGUUCCGUGUGUGUCCCUACUUCAUCGGUCAUGGAAUAGGAUCUUACUUCCACGGACAUCCAGAGAUAUGGCACCAUGCAAAUGACAACGACUUAGAGAUGGAAGAGGGCAUGGCCUUUACUAUAGAACCCAUCCUGAUGGAGGGAUCCUCAGAGUUCAACAUUCUCAGGGACAAGUGGACCGCAGUCUCAGCAGACGACAAAAGAUCAGCCCAGUUUGAACACACUGUCGUUAUCACUGCUGAUGGAGUUGAAAUUCUCACCAAGCUUCCAGAAGAGGACUGAUGUCUGUCUGUCCAUGUGCGUGAGUGUGUGUGUGUGCGCGCGCAUGUGUAUGUGUGUGUGUGUGUGUGUGUGUCUGUGUCUGUGUCUGUGUGUCAGUGUGUGUGUGUGCGCACGCGCACAUGCGUUUCUGAGUGUGUGUGCCUGUGUGACUGCGUGUGUGUGUGUGUGUGUCAGUACCAUUUCAGAAAUGUGUGCACGUUUGUACAGUGUGUCUUGGUUUUCUUAUUGAACACUGUGGAGACAAUGUAACACUAAAUUACACCUGUCAUUGUAAGAUUGUGUUAUGUGAGAAUGUGUUAUUUAAGUAAAGAUUUUCUUUCUUUAUUCA